Messenger RNA from Colletotrichum destructivum, 4658 nucleotides. RefSeq lists its product as uncharacterized. Lineage: Eukaryota; Fungi; Ascomycota; Sordariomycetes; Glomerellales; Glomerellaceae. The transcript is spliced from 2 exons. The record is from RefSeq and is a predicted model, not a curated record. The coding region runs from base 1543 to 4530 and encodes 995 amino acids.
AGCAUUCAUCAUCAAAGCAAACCCCCCGCGAUCCUUACUGCUGUGUUGACAAGGAUCAGUCAACUCCUCCCUUCGUCAUUGCGCCCAGGAUAAUCCCUCCCCUUCCCCAAAAAGAAGACUCGACGUCGCAGUGCAUCUUCCAAGUCGUCACCCAAUCUUUGCCCCCCUUGGCCCUUUUAUUAUCAUCAUUUGUCCCCCCCCCUUUCCCAAGAAGGAGCCGCGGCAUUGGUGACGUUAUCGCUGUCCUACCAUAUCUAAUAGUGAGUGAUUCUCAUUCUCUUCUCGCCUCCUCUCCCGCGUCACCUUUCCUUCCUACCUACCUACCUAUUCUACGGGCACGAUUCACCGUAUGUCAUGCAACACCGUCUAUAGUCGACACAACCGUCCGUAUCCUGCAUGGAACUGUAUGGAGACGGUGCAUGGGUGGAUGCAUAUAGCCUUCGUCCUAAAUCUGACUGAGCCAGCCCACCACGCUUUCGCAGCCUUAGUAUUGUUCCCUCGCUUCUCCUGCGUCUUACAAAGCCAGACUCGCCCCUCUUUUCCUUGGGCGGCGCUGGAGCCUGCAGGCGUAUGCAGUACAGGUACGGAUACUAGUAGGUACGAGUUAGAACUGGGACAUCUUCCACUCAGCCAGAGUCCACAGCGGCGGACUCGGACGUUACGUUUCGACAGCGAUCCGACGAAGAGUCCACCCAACUCCAGCCCGACCUGACGACCCGAACCUGACCAGACACACCAAGCCCCCAGUCCAUUUCAGCCCAGUCCCGUUAACGGGGGGGUCUUCAACUCCAGACCAAGCUAAUAGACGCAAGGGAAACGGGAACCGAAUUAAACUGAGGGGAGACUGGACCCCGCCAUCUCACAGCUCGUACCGACCACACACACACACACACACAAACCCACCAUCGCAUUCCGCCUCGGUGGGCAUCCCAACGAGUACGACUGCCCCUCCCUCCUCUUUCUCCUACUCUCACCUCACCCUGCCAUACCCUCCACCAACACUACCACCAACACCACCACACUUGUCCUCCUCCUCCUCUUCCUCCUCCGCCACCAAUACCAUUCUCACUUCUCCCUCGAAGAAUAGGGCAAAGAAACCAGGGCCCCAUCCACUCGAUACCUCAUCUUGCCCAAAAAAACAAAAACAAAAAAAAACCACCAGCCAACAAAGUGAGACACUGCAUCACCCUCUGACGAGCGAUCCUGGACACCGAAAGCCAAAGGACGCCAAAGCACCAAGUCAAAGCGACUAGGGGGAAAAGACGAAGCACAGGAGAAGAAAAAAAUUCCUUAGGGCGGAAAUUCUCACGUGGUCGAGUUGUGCUUCUUCCCGCUACCUCCGUCCCACUCCAUCUCUGGUCUAAUCCAAGGUGGUCAGCGCCCAACCCAAUUCCCGGCUGCUACCCUCGUCAUACUUUCCCCUCGCCGUGCUCUCCGAGGCUCUUGGUAGCCUUUCUGCACAAUACUCCUGACGGAGAAAACCGCAAAAACGAGAGCGACGACCAAGACGACUCGACGCCGACUCGGCCGCAGGACGUCACGAUGGAUCACCGCUAUUCCUCCUCGCGAUACGCACCCGUCCGCCCGCGGUCGCCCACCUUCAACCCCGCAAGGGCUUCACUUCCCACGAGCGUCGGCUACAGCUCCAUGUACGGAGGCGACAUUCAUGUCAUGCCCACGUCGUCGACCAGAUACGCCUCGUCCGGCUCGCGAGGCCACCAUCAUUCGGGCGCCCCAGCGACCACCACGACGACCUACGCCGUUACCAAGGACCCUCUGGCUCGCGGCACGGGCUUGAGGGACGCGAGCCGCAACCGCAGCCACCGCUCUUCGACCCUCGACUCUACCGCCGCUCGCCCAGUUAUCGUCACGACGACCCAGGCCCGGCCACAAGCGAGCUCGUCAUCGCACCACUCUUCGAGCAACAGACACUCCAGCCCGAUUCGCGACGAAUACCGCUCCAGCGACGCGACUUUCUACACGCAGCCCGCCUCUUCUAUACGCUCCCGCAGCCACCACCGAGGGGGCUCCUACAGCGCAACAAUGGACAAUGAAGAGUUUACGCGGCUGCGCGAGCGAACCCUCGACCCUACGCUGGCCAGGCACGACACAUACCGCCCCUCGAGGUCGUCCGCCAUCUACGCCAACAGCACGCGGCAUGCCAACGCUCCCAUCGACAUCGGCGGCGACGGCUACGAAUACACUACACCAAGCGACCUUGCACGCUACGACUUGGACCACACACGGCCCCCCUCCAGAUCUCGCCGGAGGGAGAGUGUCGACCGGGGCUACUACCGCCCAAGUGUCAACCUGACCACCACCGAGAGUGCCAGCCGCCCUUUCAACGAUGCCGGCAGAUACGAGAAGCGCGGGGGCGGCCCUCCGCCCACCACCCGGGGCUUGGACAAGAUCAAUCGUUCAGCUACCAACGUCUAUGAUCCAUCGCAACCCUCCAUUCCGCCCCCGGCUCCUUCAGCGCCGGUCCAUCUGCCGGUGCCUCCGAGUCCGAAAGAUAGACGCUCCACUGGCGCCCCAUCCUCCAUGGAAGUGGCUGCGACGUCAGUGGCCGCCGCCGCCGCCGCGGGAACUGUCGCGGGCGCCACCCCCUCUCGCCGCCCUGUGUCGGUGUAUCAAGAAGGGCCCCCGCGGUCCAGUCAUCACGAAGACUACUACCGGAGCCGCGAUGACGACCGCGCGCAGCGGCAAGCCAGGGACGUGGAACGCAAGUACGAUCCUGUUUACGGCAGCGGCGAUUACUUCCACGACGACGGAGUGACCUCACGUGGUUUCGGUAUUCGUACAGACUCGGCCCCAGUCGGCGGCGACUUUGACGACCGGCGUGAGCCUCGCAGGGAAGUGCGGUCGGAGUCCCGGAACGGAUAUCGCUCCGAUUCUCGCACCGGAUACCAACCUGAGUCGCGCGGCGGUCACCGGCCGGAAUCCCGCAGUGGACACCGGACCUCCCCUUCGGACGCCAAGAAGGGUUCGGAUGACGAGUCCAAGCGCCGGGAGGAUAAGGAUCGCUCGAAGCGAGACUCUGUCCGCCUCGAUAUCGACAAGGACCGACACACGCGUCGCACCAGCACGGCUACUGAAGACGAAGCUGAGCGGAAGCGAUUGCGCGACAAACUCAGCGCGGGGCUUGGCCUCGCAGCCACUGCGAUCGGCCUCGGUUCGGUGUCAAAGGACAAGGACAAGGAUGAACCUCCCGAGAAGCUCGAGAGGGAGUCCCGCCGCCGCAACGACGAGGAAGAUGCCGGGGCUCGUGCUGCUGACAGAUACAAACCCCGGGACGAGUCUCGUGACCCACGCGACCGUGCCCCCGUCAUUGUCGAGACACGCAGAGUGCCCGCCGAGCAAGACGCAGAGGUUCAUGACCGCGAGAGAGAGCGCGACCGGGAGCGGAGCCGCCGGGACGCCGAGGCUAGGCUCGCCGGCGACAGCCUUCCGACAUCGCAACGCGAGGGCUCUCCGGACGACGACGAACAGAAGUCUAGGCGGCCCAAGCGUCAAACGAUUGGCUUCAACCCCACCGACGCAAAUGAUAUCCGGGAGUUGCAGGAGCAGUUGGCGGCCAUGAAGGACGACAAGCCCAAGGAGAAGGUGCCCGUUCCCGUGGAAAGGUCAAGUCGCGCCGAACGCUCGGAACGUCCCGAAAGAUAUGAGCGGUCUGAGCGGCUGGACAGACCGGAGCGGCUGGAUAGAUCCGAACGACCGGAUAGACCCGAAUGGCUGGAUAGAGAAGAACGGUCGGACAAACAAACCUACGCCGAUCUCCCAGUCCGAGAAAGCAAGGAACGCACGCCUUCGCCCAAGAAAGAAUCGCCGCCUCCAAAGAGAGAAUCGCCCGUCUCGAUCCCUACGGGCGAUUCAGGCACCACGGCCUCGACCAGAGACGAGUACCGUGGCCGUGACAUGACGCCGCCUCGUUCGGACGAGAAGCAGGUCCGCGUUGUGUCGCCCCCUCGCGACAAGUCGGACGCCAAGCCUCUCAAGGGUAUUCUCAAGGCGCCCAGCAGGUUCCCCGAAGAAGACAACCCGAUCCGUGAGGGCGUUGCACCUCACAAGGAUGACAAGAAGCUGAAAGAGGUCCCCCCCGGUGCCCGGUGGACCAAGAUCAGUCGCAAGAUCGUCAACCCCGAGGCUUUGACCGUGGGAAAGGAGCGUUUCGAGGUCCGUGACGACUUUGUCAUCGUCCUCCGCGUCCUCAGCAAGGAGGAGAUCCAGGCCUACGCCGCCGCAACACAGGUCUUGAGAGAGCGGAGACGUGAAGAAGCCGGCAAGGACCGCGACCGGGAUCAUGAGCGGGGCCGUGAUCGGGAUGGCGAGGACGACGACAGGCGGAAACACCGGCACCACAGGAGAGAAGACGGCGAUGACGAUCGGCACGACGAAGAUCGCGAAAGGGAGCGCCACCGCAGGCACCGUCGAGAUGAAGAAACCUACGACGACGAGCCAAGGCGACGGGAUGACCACCACCACCGUCACCACCGGGAGCGUGAGCGCGAACCCCUUGCCAUCGAGGGCUGAGAGCGACGAAGGUUCAUGGAGUACGAGGCGGGGGUUUAUGUUUGUUAAGAAGUCAGGCUUGGCCAUGUCAGCAUUUUGUAAGGAGCCUAUGAAGCGAGAAGAGUAUUUUUUCCAUCACCUUUUUUUUU